Messenger RNA from Brassica napus (rape), 6276 nucleotides. RefSeq names its product ABC transporter G family member 24-like. Gene Ontology annotation, molecular function: ABC-type transporter activity; ATP hydrolysis activity; ATP binding. Lineage: Eukaryota; Viridiplantae; Streptophyta; Magnoliopsida; Brassicales; Brassicaceae. The coding region runs from base 725 to 4045 and encodes 1106 amino acids. The record is from RefSeq and is a predicted model, not a curated record. The transcript has 13 exons.
UAAUGUAUAUUGACACUAGAAUUAUAAUCUCUUAAUCACUUUUAUAAUUUGAAUGCAAUAUAAUAUGUUAUCUACUUAAUAAAGUUAUCACACUAGAAUAAUAUUAUACUUACCAGGAUAUAUUGACUAAACUUAGAAAGAAAAUAUAUACAUAUUCCAUAAUCAACCAUCAAAAAGUUUAGUACUCUUUUAAGAAAAGAAAAAAAAAAAAAGUUUAGUACUCUUUUUUAAAUUUGUCAACUUUAUAUGUCCCUUGUCUGAAUGAAAGGAUCAUUCAACGCAUUUCUUCUUCUUCUUCCUCCUUGUCGUCGAAGUCAAUGAUGGCACAUUAACUUGCAAAGUCUCAAGCUUUGUACAUUACUUUAAAAGAAGUUUCGCCAAGAACAUGGAUUCUUCAGUUCCCAGUUCUUGCACUUGAGUGCCUAAAAAAAAGUAUGUUUUUUAUCUGUUUUGAUGAUCCCAGUUCAUUCUUAAAGAACUUGCUCUGUCUUAGUUAUGGGUUUUGAGAUUCUUGAAAUUAGAUUGUUUAAAUUUGUGAACUUUCUCCUUCUUAAUCUGAACAAAACAUGUGUUAAGUAACUAUGUUUGGUUUCUAACUUAAUCCAAAAUCAAGCUUAACUAAUUUUAUUAAGAAUUAAUUUAAGAUGACCGUUUCACACAUAGUUCGUCACGUUUCAUGUCACACAAAAGCAAUUGACCAUCGUGUCUCCGACUUCCUUCCUUCAUGUUUCUUGCCUCUUGUAAUCGUAAAUGUCACUCUCAAACAUUCCUUUUAAAAUAUUUGAACAAGCCCUCUCUUCUUGAGAAAUCAAGCUACUAUUGUUUUGCUUUGUAUCUGAUAUAUCUGACUUCUCUAAUGUGUCUUCUUUUAAGGCUCAAGAUGAGUGUAAACCGGCCAUACUGGCUCAAAAAUGCAUCUAACCUCAGACUGGUGAUCUUGGUUCUGUGGUUGGUUUGUUAUGUUGGUUAUGGUCAAUUUGAGGACACACAUGACUUCAACAAUCCGGCUGCUCUUCCCCUCUUUACACAGAUGGUGUACCGUAAGCUCUCCAACAGCACUGCUUCACUUAGCCACGAGCUAGCUACAAGAGCCAAGUUUUGCGUCAAAGACCCGGAUGCUGAUUGGAACAGAGCUUUUAAUUUCUCCACCAACUUGGAUUUCUUGUCUUCUUGCAUUAAGCAAACCCAAGGUGAUAUUGGUAGGCGUAUCUGCACAGCAGCAGAGAUGAAGUUCUAUUUAAAUGCUUUCUUUUUUAAAUCAAGUAACCCUGGUUACUUGCAACAAAAUGGGAACUGCAACUUGACUUCAUGGGUCUCUGGUUGUGAACCUGGUUGGGCCUGCAGCAUCGAUCCAACAGAACAAGUUGAUCUACAAAACUCUACAGAUUUUCCAGAAAGAACAAGAAACUGUAUGUCUUGUUGUGAAGGCUUCUUCUGCCCCAGGGGACUCGCCUGUAUGAUACCUUGUCCUCUUGGUGCCCAUUGCCCUUUAGCUACACUUAAUAAGAGAACAAGCUUAUGCGAACCGUAUACUUAUCAGUUACCAACAGUACGACCAAACCACACUUGUGGAGGUGCAAACGUAUGGGCUGAUAUCAGAAGCAGCGGUGAAGUGUUCUGUUCUGCAGGAUCAUAUUGUCCAACGACCACUCGAAAAGUAGCGUGUGAUAGUGGGAACUACUGUCGUAUGGGGUCUACAUCUGAGAAACCUUGCUUUAAGUUAACUUCUUGCAAUCCCAACACAGCAAAUCAGAACAUGCAUGCAUUUGGGGUUAUGGUUAUUUUUGGUGUGAUUACCAUUCUACUCAUUAUAUACAACUGUUCUGAUCAAAUCCUGACAACGAGGGAGAAGAGGCAGGCUAAAUCAAGAGAAGCAGCUGUGAAGAAAGCUAAAGCUCAUCAGAGAUGGAAAGUUGCUAGAACUGAGAUACGUGCACAAAUAACUCGGACGUUCUCUGAUGUUAAGGAAACUCACAAGAUCUUGGAUCGUGGGUACUCUUCAGAUGUAGGCAUCUCCAAAUAUUCAAGUCCUGAGAGUUCCUCUGCUGUACAAUCUAGCAAUGAGGUCAAGGAUGAUAAAAUCAAGAAAUCAUCUAGCCAAAUCUUGAAGGAUGCAUAUAGUCAGAUCGAGAAGGAGAAAGCCAUGGAACUAGAGAAUAAAGACCUUACCUUCUCAGGAUUAGUUAACAUGGCUACUUACUCUGAGGUGAGGAAGAGGAGGACUCUCAUGGAGCUUUCUUUCAAAAAUUUAACUCUUACAUUGAAAUCUAAUGGUAAGCAUCUGUUGAGAUGUGUGACUGGCACCAUGAAACCAAGUCGUAUCACAGCUGUGAUGGGUCCAUCAGGAGCAGGAAAGACAAGUCUUCUUUCUUCUUUGGCUGGCAAAGCCGUUGGAUGCAGUUUGAGUGGUUUGAUUCUCAUAAAUGGGAAGCAAGAAUCGAUCCAUUCUUAUAAGAAGAUCAUUGGUUUUGUGCCACAAGAUGAUAUUGUCCAUGGAAACUUGACAGUUGAGGAAAACAUUUGGUUCCAUGCUAAAUGCAGGUUACCUGCAGGACAAUCAAAAGGCGAUAAAGUUCUUGUGGUUGAGAGAGUCAUUGACUCUUUGGGGCUACAAGCUGUGAGGAGUUGUUUAGUUGGUACGGUAGAGAAGAGGGGAAUCUCUGGAGGGCAGAGGAAGCGAGUGAAUGUUGGUUUAGAAAUGGUAAUGGAGCCAUCCAUUUUGUUCUUGGACGAGCCUACUUCUGGCUUAGAUAGUGCCUCAUCACAGCUUCUUCUAAAAGCACUCAGACAUGAAGCUCUUGAAGGAGUCAAUGUCUGCAUGGUUGUUCACCAACCAAGUUACGCUUUGUUCAGAAUGUUCCAAGAUCUAGUACUUCUAGCUAAAGGUGGCCUUACUGUUUACCACGGACCAGUCAAGGAGGUCGAGGAAUACUUCUCAGGUCUUGGAAUAAUUGUACCAGAACGUAUCAACCCUCCUGACUAUUACAUAGAUGUUUUGGAAGGAAUUGUGACUGAUUUGAACUCUGAUGUUGGCUACAAAGAGCUUCCUCAAAGGUGGAUGAUUCACAAAGGGUACUCGGUUCCAUUAGAUAUGCAGAACAACAACAGUGCCAAGGACCUUGUAAUGAAUCCAGACGCUGUAAACAAUACGAACUGCAAUGCAGAACAAACAUUUGUCAGAGAGCUGUGGGGAGAUGUGAAUAGUAAUUUCAGAAUGCAUAGUGAUAAGAUAUGGCAUAACUUCUUACAGUCCAGAGAUUUGUCCUGCAGAAGAAACCCUUCUAUCUGGCUACAAUACAAAUACUUCCUUGGAAGGAUAGCUAAGCAGCGAAUGAGAGAAGCUAAGUUACAAGCCACAGACUAUUUGAUUUUAUUGCUAGCUGGUGCUUGUUUAGGAUCACUUAUUAAAGCAAGUGAUGAGAGCUUUGGAGCACCUGGUUAUACCUACACUAUUAUCGCCGUUUCUCUUCUGUGUAAAAUAGCAGCUUUAAGAUCAUUCUCAUUAGACAAGUUACAUUACUGGAGAGAAAGUGCUUCAGGGAUGAGUAGCUUGGCUUGUUUUCUUGCCAAAGAUACAAUAGACUGUUUCAAUACACUUGUCAAGCCAUUGGUUUAUCUCUCCAUGUUCUACUUCUUCACUAACCCGAGAUCGACGUUUUUCGAUAACUAUAUUGUCUUGGUCUGCCUUGUAUAUUGUGUGACUGGUAUUGCAUAUGCAUUGGCCAUCUUCCUCCAACCUGGUUCUGCUCAGCUGGUUUCUGUUCUGCUUCCAGUAGUUCUAACACUUGUCGCAACUCAACCUAAGAAUAGUGAGGCUAUGAAGAUCAUAGCUGAUCUAUGUUAUCCAAAGUGGGCUUUGGAGGCAUUUGUGAUUGGAAAUGCUGAAAAGUACUAUGGAGUAUGGAUGAUCACUCGAUGUGGAUCGCUUAUGAAGAGUGGCUACGACAUUAAUAAGUGGAAUCUAUGUAUAAUGAUAUUGCUUCUCAUUGGGGUGGUCACUCGUAAUAUUGCCUUUGUAGGGAUGCUUAUACUUCAAAAGAAAUGAAGAGAAGGUCUUUACAUAACGGUUGAUAUCUGCUUUUAGUUCUCAGGGCUCUGAGGCUUGGAAGAAGGAGAAGAGUUUAAUGGUUCUGCGUUUGGUUAGUUGGUUACAUUCGAGGACCAAGUUAUAUAUAUAGCUUUCUUAAUUGUGUUAUUUUCAUCUUAGUUCAUUGUCUUAUUAUUAGAGUUACAGACUUUGUUCAGGUGAUCUUUUGGUGAUUUCGAUGUUGGUGUUUAUACAAAAAAAAAGAGAGAGAAAGUGUUGCAUAAGCUGAUCUAUAACAGCAACUCCAACACAAACCUUAUUUUGAGUCUGGAUGAUUUUCAAAAUGAGGGUUUGAAAAUGGGUUGUUCCAGCAAGUAACCUCAAACAUAUUUUCAAAAUUUUACAUACCACAUUUUAAUCAUCAGUCUUCAUAAUAAUUAAUUACAGGCACUGAACUUUUAUAAAUAAACAAAUAAUAAAUAUGCAAUAAAAUGGAUACUUUGGUUUUACCAAAUGUUUGUAAGAAUAAAUCUUUUGGAAAGUGCAUAUUUUAGAAAAAAAGUUACAAAAUGAUUAAGUUAUAUAUAUAUACAUAACAUUACUAUUUUAUAUCAUUUAAUUUUAAUUUUAACAUUUUUAUGUAUUUUAUGUAUCAAUAAUAACAUAUAUGCAAAAUAUAUUUGAAUAUUUAGUCCAAAUAUAUUUAUUAAAAUUAAAGUGAUAAGAAAACUAAUAUUAAUAUAGUUAUAUGUAAGUUACAAAACUAUAGACCGGAAAUAAAAGUAAAUAGUAUUUUGAGGUAUGUUGGAGAUGUUCUGAACCCUCUUAAAAUCUUGGCUUGGUUUUUUAGAUUUUGGCGUUGAAGUGAACUAAAACAAAAUAAAGGAAAAACAUCUCCAAGAGUAGAAAUCAUAAAGCAGUGGACAAUUGAUCGGAGAUGAGAACACGAUCAGUAUGAUCAUUGUUGUGAAAAAUUUGAAUGAAAAGAUCAAUCACGUUGCAUAGAAAAAGCAAAAAUAAUGAUCAUCAAUUACUAUGCAUAGAAAAAGGCAAAACAUCGUGAGAAAAUACAUGCAGGGAAGGAAAGUCAUAUCGAUUCGAACAAAGCAGCAGAUGAAAAAGAUAUAGCUCUAAUACCAUAUUAUCUUUUGCAAAAUAAAUGUUUUCAAUCGUACCUAAACAGAAAAUCAAACCAACCAAUAAUCCUAAAAGAUUCUAUUCACUUGGCAACUCGAAACGACACACUGGACAAAGAAUAUUGAUCUCAAAACCACUUCACAAUACAUUCGUCGUCAAAGUCAUGUCCACAAGGUAAAGUCAUAACUGUUGAUCCGUUGCUAAACUCUUGCAAACAGAUUGUGCAUCCUUCCACGUCAAUCUUAUUAUUUUCUUCCUUUUCAGUUUUGGUCAUAUAUGUUCUCCUGGUUAGGGAUUCGACCACGAGCUUACUAGCAGGUCGUGGCGUAAUAUUACUAGUCUCAUCAAACGAAAGUUGAGCCGCUUCUAACAUUUGAGCAUCAUCAUCAUCAUCCAACUCGAACCACACUUCCAAAGCAUACCCAAAUGUGCAACAAAUUACUUCUUCAAUAAGGUAAUACAUGCGUUCCCUCAAAUAAUCGAGAUCGUCGUCGUUGAUUCUUAUUCCUGAUUCAUCUAUCAAGAAAUAUUCUAAACUCUCGUGCGCACAAUCGAUGAAUUCUUGGUCAACCCGAUCGGUCUUGUAUGUUAAGAUAUCGUCUCCACGUAAGACUAUUACAAUGAUUCCUGAAGGUAUUGUCAUGAGCAUGGUAAUUGAUUUUGUGGUACAACUUAGCUAAUUUCAUUGGUGAAAACGAUGAUCAACAAAACAAAACAAAAAUAAUCAAAUUGAUACACUUUGAUUUUCUUUUUUUUUUCUUUUUUUUUCCUGGUUGUAUGAAGAUCAAAACGAUGAUUAUUGGUUUAGGAGUUCUUGAAUAAAAGCUCUUUAUAUAUAAGUAACUUCCUAUCAGUGUUGAUCAAAACAAAAAAAAAACUUCCUAUCAGUGUAUGACUUCGAAUAGUAUUAGGAUUUGAAAUUACAAUCUGUUACGGGAAUUCUUGUUUUUCCUUUUUUUAGUAUUACUUCUUUUUAACUAAUCAAUUUUUUUUAUCUAAUUAAAAGUAAGGAUAAAUAAAUUAUUAAAUUGCAUUUAAUAGUAUCCCCUAUAUAUUAAUUGAGAAGCAUUUGAAAAAUUAGAACCUUAAUUUUGUAUUAAUUAAAAAAAAAA